Bombyx mandarina (wild silkworm) is the source of this 9859-nucleotide messenger RNA. RefSeq lists its product as uncharacterized. Gene Ontology annotation, molecular function: ATP binding; microtubule binding; microtubule motor activity. The record is from RefSeq and is a predicted model, not a curated record. NCBI's taxonomy places the organism in Eukaryota, Metazoa, Arthropoda, Insecta, Lepidoptera, Bombycidae. Gene Ontology annotation, cellular component: microtubule. Gene Ontology annotation, biological process: mitotic cell cycle; microtubule-based movement.
AGUUGUGUUAAAUUCCUCAACAUUGAAAGACUACCGAAACCUAGAUUAUUCCUUAAAUGUUAGAAUAAUGAGCGUGUUGAGAUGUGAAUUAAUUAAAAUUUUAAUCUAAAGAACAAUAUAGUAGCUUUAUAAUGAGUGAUAAUAUCAAAGUGGUUGUCAAAGUUCGGCCUUUGAUUACAAGGGAAAUUGAAGAGAAACUCCCUUACCAGUGGCGCAUUAAAAAUAAUUCCCUAUAUCAACUAGAUCAGAAUGGCAAAGAGUUCGGAUCUUCAUUUACAUUUGACAAAGUUUAUGAUGAAAGUACAAAAACCAGUGAAGUUUACAAUGAUAUUGCAAAGCCUAUUGUUGAAGCAGCAGUUGCUGGAUUCAAUGGUACUAUCUUUGCAUACGGGCAGACCUCCUCCGGGAAGACUUACACUAUGGCAGGAACCGAGAGCUCGCCGGGUAUAAUAACAUUAGCUGUUUUAAACCUAUUUGAAAUUAUCAAGAAUAUACCUGACCGUGACUUUUUAGUAAGAGUAUCUUACAUAGAAAUCUAUAAUGAAACUGUAAAAGAUCUUCUUAACAUUGAAAAAGACAACAUAAAGAUCCAUGACACUUUACAAGGUAUUAAAGUGGAUGCAACUGAGAAAGUCACUUCCUCGCCUGAAGAAGUACUGGAAAUUAUAAAACAGGGUGAAGCAAAUCGGCAAACAGGGUCAACAAAUAUGAAUGAGAAAAGUAGCAGAUCACAUUCUAUCUUUCAAAUAACCAUUGAAUCUAAAGAACAUGUUGAAGGUAAAGAGGAGGUUGGUAGUGUUAACGUAUCACAGCUGAAUCUAGUUGAUCUUGCGGGCUCUGAACGUGCAGGACAAACAGGUGCUAAGGGCUUACGAUUCAAAGAGGGAACCCAUAUUAAUAAAUCGCUGUCUGCCCUUGCUUUGGUCAUCAAAAAACUUGCUGAGAAUCCUGGGCAGUUCAACAACUAUCGUGACAGCAAAUUAACAAGAAUACUACAGAACUCACUCGGUGGGAAUGCUAAAACAAGUAUCAUAUGUGCAGUUACACCAGCUGCUCUAGAAGAAACAAUUUCUACCUUACAAUUCGGAAACCGUGCGAAAUUUAUAAAGAACGAACCUAUUUUGAAUGAAGUACAGAGUAACGCUACAAUGAUCCAGCAGUUAACUAAGAAACUUGGGGCCCUCCAAACUGAACUUGAAUGCAAGAAACAUCUUGAGCAAGACAACUACAACCUCCAGAAACAGAUAGCGGGAUUACAGAGGCUAAUAUUAAGUGGCGUAACGCGACAUUCUACCGAAGACAUCAUCAGCACCCGUCGCAAACAUCCUCAACGCAGGAUUACAAUAUCGGCUUUGCACUCGGUCGAAGAAUCCACAACUAGCAUUCCGAGGUUUUGUACUCCUGUCUUGAAAUACAACCCGAUGACGUUAGGCGGUUGUUCAUCAGACUUAGCUCCGUUACAACGUCCGGGAACCUUAUCCACUGUUCCUGAAGAAACUUCACGGAUGGUCACCCCGCCCCCUGGUGACAAGAGAGUCAACUUUGAGGAUGAAAUCAUCGAGCUCGAUAGCGACGAUGACGAAGUAGCAAAUAAUCAAACUUGUUCACCUAUUCAUGAAUGCUAUGACAAAUCGAAGACGCCUCCUUGUGUACUGAGGAAGACAGCGAAACGAGCCGAGAAGAAUCUCAAAGACAUAGUCGAGUUAACUGAACGAGAGAAAAUUUAUCCUCCUAGAGUUGCGGAAUUGUUGGAGAAAUUGGAAGAAAAAACUUAUGCUAUUACGAUGCUACAAGACGAGAUGGAGAAUUUCGAUAAACAGAGUAAAGAAAAAGAUCUACAGAUGGAAUAUAUGAAGAAGAAAAUCCAAAAAUUAGAAGACACAAUUGUUCAUGUAACUUCGGAAAAGGAAAAAUUAGAAACCCGUUGCAAAGAUGUUGACAUCAAACUGACGGACUGGGAAGUUAGUUACGACACUUUCAAGAAAAAAGCGAAACAAAGAGAAGAAGAAUUGCUUUCGAUAGUAGAAGAACUGAAAACCAAAUCACAUACAGGAGGUAUAUCCCUAAAUCAAAGUCUCAAAGAGCAAUCGAUUUUAAAAUGUCCAGAAAUCAGUAUAAAUAAAGAAGAUGAAUCUUCAACCCCAAAUUUAGUCUCAGACUUACAGUCACAACUGGUCGUCAAAAACCAAACUAUCAUAGAAUUACAGGCGGAUAUCUGUGCACAAAAUCAAACGAUCACGUUCUUAGAAAAAUCUAGUCAAGAAUUACAAGACAUGAUAAACAAUUACAAGGAAAAUCUAACAGAUAAAGAUGAAGAAAUUGGUUUGCUUAAAGGUGCCAUAGAAACAUUAAAUUCGACUAUAAAAAGCCAAAAAUCUUGUCUAGAUACUGCAAACGACGACAUUAAAUCCUAUAACAGUGUUAUACAGGAGUUACAAAUAAAACUCACCGGUAAAGAGACCCAAUUAAAUUUAAACAUAGAAGACGAUCUUUUGCAAAACAUGAUUGACAAUGAAGCAACACUAUUUGCCAACAACGAAAACAUUAGAAACAUAAUACACGCUUUCAAAAUUAGACUUGAAGAAUGCUAUAAGGAAAUUGGCCAAUUAAAAUCUGGUUUACAACAAAAUGUUGGCGUUGGAGACAAAACUGUAGCAGAACUAAAAAAUGAUGAAAUUAAUAGCAUGAUUCGUCAGUUGGAAGAAGAGAUUGAGAAAUGUAAAAUAGUCGAGGAAGAACUCACCGAAAAAUUAGCAAUAGCAGAAACUAAACAUAAUGAUUUGAAAAAAUUAUAUGAAGAUAGUGCAUCAGACUUGGAAGCAUUAAAAAGAGAAAACAUACAAAUGCACACAAGUGAAGGUGAAUCAAAAAAAGAAGUCGAACAAUUAUUGGAAAAAAAUAUAAUAUUAGCAGAUGAAAUAGAUGCCAUGACCAAGAAAAUCACAACAUUACAAGAGAACAUUAGUUCAAAAGAAAUAAUAAUAGAAUCUUUACAAGAAAACAAUAAAGACAGAAUGGAAUAUUUAGAUAAAGCCAAAUUAACCAUUAAAAAACUUCAAGAUGUUUUCUUAAUUUUAUCAGGUGAUGUCAUGGUGGUUCCAGAAAUUAUUGAUAGUAUAACAGAAGUAAUCAAUACGUUGACUAACGGUUUUGAGUCUUUAGAAGAAGUAGCACUAGAAAUAGACUUAAAGAAAAAUUCAAUAACAAAAGAUAAUAUAUCCAUAAAGACCUUGUUAGAUAAAUUAAUAACCAAAAAUGAAACAGACAUUAAUGAGUUAAGGAACUCUAUAAAAUCUCUUGAAAGUGUAAAAAGUGAAUACAAUACUGCUAACGAAAAGCUUUUUGAACAGUUAAAUAUUGCAGUAGAUAAACAAAAUUGCAUUCAGGAAGAAGUGGAUUUAUUAAAAAUUGAAAAUCAAAAUCUAUUACAAGAAUUACUAUCUCGUAAAACAGAACUAGAAAAAUUGGAGUUAGAAAUAUUAGCCCGCGACAAAUUUAUUACAAAUUUAGAAGAAAUGAAAACUAUGCUCGUCGAGGAGAAGCUGUCAGAAAUUAAAGAGAAGGACGAAAAUUUCAAACAAGAAAUUGGUAUGUUGAAUGAAAGGUUAAUCUGUGAUCGACGUGAAUUUAAUGAAACUAUGCAAGAGAAAAACAUACUACUCUCUGAUUUGUCUAAGAAAGUCAACAAAACAGAACGCGAGUUAGAAGAGAAACAAGAACAACUUACCCAUCUAAUGGAGCAACUAAAUGACACUGAGAAUAACAGUUACAAGCUUAUCGAAAAUAUGUUCAAUAAAGUUUCUCAAAUCGCAUCAGAUUUUAAAAUUUCCAAUCAGCUGUCCUGUGAACUUGAUGAUGAGAGUGAAAACACAUACGAAAGAAUUAGUCUAACGUUGGACAAGAUAACUAAUCACAUAACGUAUUUAAACACGCAAAUAAAUGAGACACAGAAGAAUGAUAAUGCGCAGUUAUUAUGGGAAGCAAAGAAACAGAUUGCAGAUCUAACGGAACAAAAUAUCAUUUUAAAAGAAAGAUUAUCACAAUUAGAUACAGAAAAUAAAGAACUUCUUAUUGAAAUUCAAACAGUUCGAGGUAGUAAUGAAGAAGUAACACUAAAUUUAAAAGACAGUAGCACAUUGUUGAAACAAGUCAAAGAAGAAUUGAAACAAAAAAGUGACGAGAUAGAAGAUAUGAAAACUAAAGUGAUGGAAUGGAAAAGCCAAUUCAAGGAUUUAGAUGACGUGAUGAAACAACAACAAAAAGAAUUAAAACUGGAAAAUAAAAAACUUCAUGAUAAAAGAACUGAAAAAAGUGCAGAAAGCUUAGAUUCUGAAGAGGACGAAGAAUGUGUAAACAAUUUUUAUGAAAUAAGCGUGAACACAGACAGUGAAAAUACAUUAGAGCAAUCAGCCUAUUCUCCAAAAAGCCUUGUCACAAUAUGCUGUAGCAAGAUUUUAGAUAGCAUUCAAUCGAAUGAUACCAAAAAAGACAUAUCGACUUGUGACAAAGACGAGACGACGAAAUGCAGCAACUGUGAUGAGUUUUCCUCCCAAUUGACUUCUGCACAAGAUAAAAACGACAAAUUGACGCAGAAGGUACAACAGCUACAAGCCUUUAACCUACAACUAAUGGACGAACACGAAUUAGUUCGUUUAGAACUACAAAAAUUAAUAGAACCAGCUCAUGAAUUACAAAAAAAGAUUUUCAAUCAUAAAACUAAUUUGUCGAUACUCACCGCCACAACGUAUGCUGAGAAUAAAUUACUCAAUUCUCAGGUUAAGAGUUUACAACAUCACCACGGUCGCUUUCACUACGUAUGUCAAAGAGAUUUGCCAGCGUUUAAAAAGCAAUUGUGUGAUCUCUUAGCAAUCCUAAAAAACUGUCCUACAUUAGUUGAAUCAGAAAAUGGUAGUUUGAAAAGAUUUUCCUUGCCAGAUGUCUUAGAAAAAAAUACAACGAUUGCAAGAAACGAAUCCGUUUUGGAUGGUGAUUUAUUAAUGCUGGAUACAAAUGUUAGUCUUACAACAGCUGACAGUACCCUGGUAGCCUGCGACCAAACAUGUUUAGAUUUGACCCAAAACCUAAUCAAUGAAAUCUCAAUACAAACUAAUUUCAACCAAACUAUAGAAGCAAGUGAUGUCAAUUCUCAAAUCGAAAUAUUAAAUAAUGAUAACCGAAUUAUGUUUGAGAAAUUAGAAAUUUUGAAGGAGGAAAACGAAAAAUUACGUAACCAAUUAGAUGGAGCUAAAAGUAAAAAUGACAACAUUAUAGAAACACAAAGUAAUCCAAUAAAGUUACAGGAUUCCGGAACCAUAACAAUUUCUUGUAAAAUGUGUCAGAGUCUUAAAGAAUCUUCGAACGAAACCAAUCUGAAACUUGAGAAGCUAUCCGGAGAGUUAUUCGAUAUUAAAGAACAAAAGAGUGCUUUGGAGGGUAAAUAUCAAAAUUUAAUAUUGGAAACACAAACGAGAGAUCUACUGAUGUCCCAAAUUAAGUCCUUAGAAAUGGAAAACCUCACUAAAGAUAAAGAAAUCAAGAACUUAACAGACUCUUUAAAAACUAAAAGUAAAAAAAUUAAUGAGCUGCAAGAAGAGAAUGAUACACUUUCCAAUCUUAUAAUGGAAAACGUUACCGAAAGCGAUAAUUUGAAUAAAGAAGUAGACGAUCUAAAGAAAAAUAAUGAAUGUCUUACACAAAAAUGUAUUGAUUUUGAAAAACUUGUUAAUGAAUCCGAAAAUAAAAUUGAACCUAAAAAUAUAUGUGCUCAGUGUAAAUUAAAAGAAAAUUUAAUACAAUCUUUACAUAUCGGUUACGACAACACUCUAUCAAAACUGAAUCGAAGUAUUAGUGACUCUAAUACUUCAACACGAUACAAUAAAAUUUGUACACUACAAAGCGAAUUGGACGCGGGAAGAGAAGAUUGUAAAGAACUCUGCGAAGAUUUUACGUCAAUAAAGAACCAUUUAGAACUACACGAACCUAAUAUGACCAUGGAUUUAGAUGAAAGUAUUGAAAAUGCAAACUUUUUACCACAAUCAACAGCAAACCUGUCUAAAAUCGCUGACGAAAAAAAUGUUGACAUGUCUUAUGUAAUGGAUAAAACGAUGUGCCUAAAUUAUUAUACAGAAAUUGUAGGAGUGGAAGAUCACGAUCUAAAAGAGAAUAUUAAAAUAAUUGAUGUUAUGAAAAUGCUGCAUAAUCAUUUGUUAACGAGUCACGGUAAUGAAGUUGAAAAUCUAGUGAACAAGCUUAAGGAUUAUGAAGAAACGAAAAAUGACUUACUGAACCAGUUGGAGACUACUAGUGCUAAAUGUUCAAUAAUAAACAAAGAACUUGGAGAAAACAAUGAAUUUGAAACUAAAGCCGUCAAGGUCAUGUCUGAAAUCAAAAGAAAUUUAAAUUCCCUUAGCGAGCAAUUAAUAAAUAAUGAAAGUAAAAAAAGCAAAGAUCAAAUAGACAGAUACAAAGAUAGCUUACUUGCUGUUCUGGAUGCAGAAUUCGGAACUACCAGCUUAGAUGUAUUUGAAAUUCUAAUGGAUAACAUAAUAAACAAAUAUCAAAUAGACUUAGAUGAAAUCUUGGAAAAAUACACCAAAGUACAAGGAGAUUUAAAUGAGUGCACUUCGGAACUAAAAUCAGUAAACGAAAAAUUGUCAUCACUGAAUAGUCAAUUAAUUGAAAAAGAAAACGCCUGUAAUAUUUUGAGAAUACAGAAAGAAAGAAUACAUGAAAUCAGCUCAGCGGUUACAAUAGAUAUUGUUAAGAAAGAAAAUGAAUUAAAGGAAAUACUGACCAAAGAAUGUUUGAAACUUUCAAAAUUAAAAGUAGAUAUUCCACGCGACUUAGAUCAGGACUUACCGGCGCAUAAAAAAAUUACUAUUCUGUUUGAUGCUCUCAUAACACAGUAUGAACUCUCGCGAACGGAUUACGAAAUCGAAAAGGAAAAACUUAGAUUGGAAACUGGUACGGCGAAAACAGUGUUAGAAGAAAAAGAAAAAGAAUUAUCUGAACUAAAAUUAAAUUUCGGUACACUCGAAGAGGCGCACAACGAAGUAAAAUCAUUGCAUGAAGAAUUACCGAAACUGUACAAGAGUAAAGUAGACGAAAACAGUGCUAACUUGAAUUUAAUAAAAAUAUUAUCCGAAGAAAUCGAUGCACUUAAAAUAGCGAUAGCUAAAAACAAAGAAAAAAUGCUGUCUCUAUCUGAAAAAGACAAUAAAUUAACAGAGCUGGUCUCUACAAUAAACGGCUUAAAAGAAGAAAAUAACUCACUGAAGUCGCUCAAUGAUGUUAUAACAAAAGAAAAAGAAACUCAAGCUUCAGAAUUGGAAAGGUCGUGUCAAGUAGUAAAACAAAACGGUUUCGAACUGGACAAGAUGAAAGCCGAUAUAUUGAUGUUAAAUGAAACUGUCAAAGAGAAUACAGUAGUUGUUGAAACUUUAAAAGAUGAAGCUAAAUUAUUGUUGGAACAAAAUCUAGCUUUGAAGGAACAGUGUGAGGAGAAAACGCGCGAUUGCUCUCGCCUCGAAAUUAACAUCAAAACACACGAGAAAACUGCCGAAAUCCAAAACAGAAUGAUCAUGAGACUUCAAAAACAGAAACAGGAAGACGAUAAACUAUUCAUAGAGAAAGAAACUAAAUUGAACGAACUAACGAACAAAUAUGAAGCUCUGAAGAGAGAUUAUGAUGCGGCGGUAAAGGAUCUCGAGUCAAGCAGAGAAGCGGUGAACCAAUUGACUACACAGAAAGAUCUCGUUGAGGGUCGUAUAGCCGAACUGGAAUCUGAUAUACGAACGGAACAAACAGCAAGAGUUUCGCUAGACGACGCGUCCAAGUCGUCCCGGAGCCGGCGCCGCAGUCUGCACGACUCGAAGAGGACGUUUGGCGACGAAAACCGUGACCUGGGAGAAAGCAAUUUGGAAGCUGUUUUCGAGUCGCGUCGCCAACCCGACGAUCUCUUCAUGGAUGUAGACGGACACGAUUCAAACAGAAGCACACCUAUUCGACUCAAAGGACGUGACAGUUUAUUAAAAUCAGAUAAUAGCGACGUAGGAGAGGAGCACUCGUCCCGACCCGGCAGCGUGCAUGCCUCGCGACGGAGGCGACAGAGUAUACACGACUCCCACCGGAGUAUAAUGCGGUCUAGCCGAGAUACUUCCCACGAAAAUCCAAAACUUGACGAUUCCCCAAAGAGAUCUAUAUCAGUUAUUAGUGACAGCGAAGUGUCUCAGCUUAAGGAGCGGCUAUUGUCAUGUCAACAAGAACUAGACGAUCUAAAGGAGAGGUACAAAGAAUUGGACGACGAAUGCGAAACCUGCGCAGAGUACUUGCAAGAGAGAGACGAGCAAUGCGCUCGCUUGAAAAAGGAAAAAUUGAGUUUAGAGCAACAAGUAUCAAAUUUGAAAGAACAAAUUAGUACACAACGACCUGUUGAACGUCAAGCAAAAUUCGCGGAUGUCGCCGUCAACACAGACGAAGAUUGGGCCAAUCUACAUUCGGUGGUCGUCGAUCGAAUGUCGUACGACGCGGAGGUCGAAAAGAACAAGAGGCUUAUGAAAACCAUUGAAGAACUGCGAUACAAGAAGCAAGACCUGAAAAAUACUGUCACAAAAAUGCAAAAAGCAAUGGAGAAAUAUACUAAAAAGGACAAAGAAUUCGAAGCGAAAAGGAAAGAGCUGAAGGAUUGUAAAGCAGAACUUGAAGAACUAAAACAAAGAUAUAAGGAGUUAGACGAAGAAUGCGAGACGUGUGCAGAGUACCUUAAACAAAGGGAAGAACAAUGUAAGAGGCUUAAAGAGGCUAAAAUCGCUCUAGAGAUGAAAUUACAAGAGUUCCAAACCGACGCUAGUAUAGUACAUCUGCAAUCCGUACGUAAGAAACGAAGGAGCAUACACGAUCAGAACCGAGCUUCCAACGUCGAUCUUGUGGAUGCAUCCACUCAGAUUGGUGACGAUUUUCUGAAUAAUCAAGUUGAACGCGACCGCGGCUCCGGUAACGCAACCGACGAAUCUCAUGUCCGUGAAAUGCAACGACUUCAGAAGAUUGUGGACAAGUUAAGCAACCAGAAGGUCGCCUUGGAGAAGCAAAUAGAAUCUUUGAGUAAUACGCCUGUAUCGAAUUCCACUAUGUAUGUGGCCACUGGCAGUGCGAUAGUGCAGAAUCAACAAAUAACUGACGUGAUGAAGGAAAAUCAAAAACUAAAGAAGAUGAAUGCCAAACUGAUUACGAUAUGCAAGAAACGAGGCAAGACAGGCGCCAACAGAGAGAAUGAGGAUCCGUCCGAUGUUUGAAUCUAUUUAAACUUUUGAGAAGUUUAACGACAAACUAAUUUAAAGCCUUUACUAAAUAUUGACUAAUACUCAAUAACAAUUAGAGAAAUUAAUCUGAAGAGUGAUUUAGUUUUAAAUGUAAAUUUUAUUUAGAUUUUGAUUAUAAUAAUUUAAUUUUUGUGUUUGUUGUGUCUCAUAAAUGGCCAGUCCAGGCCGUUUUUAACUGACUAUAAAAAUAUAUAUUUUAUGGCAAUUCUUUCAAGCAAAUAGUCUGAAACAUCUUACAUUUUCAUACAUUCCUUGCGCAUUUAUUUACAGAAACGUUUUGUACACACAUGGACCAGAUAUUUGUGCCAUUUUCAUUGAAAAACUAGAAUGUACAAUAUAAAGUAUUAUUAGUACUUAAAAUUUCCUAAUUAUAGUUAUAUUUUGUUAUAUGAAUACAGAUUCAACCGAACGAGCGAAUAAAAGAACAAUUAUAUUAUUGUAAUGGCAAUAAUUUAAUUGAAUAAUAAGUGUUGUAACUAUUAUUAUGUGAUUCUAAUUACUAUUUUCUUGUGGUGCCUAUAUUUGUAAUUAAACAUGGUUGA